This is a messenger RNA of Halichondria panicea, 4384 nucleotides long. RefSeq lists its product as uncharacterized. Bases 126 to 4247 code for a protein of 1373 amino acids. The record is from RefSeq and is a predicted model, not a curated record. NCBI's taxonomy places the organism in Eukaryota, Metazoa, Porifera, Demospongiae, Suberitida, Halichondriidae. Gene Ontology annotation, molecular function: protein binding. The transcript is spliced from 12 exons. Gene Ontology annotation, biological process: signal transduction.
AAUCAUGUGGGUUUUUGUGGCCGGAAGGGCCCUUGAAAUACAGAAAGAGGGUGCAUGCACUUUGCUUACUGAGCUGAGAUACAAUUCAAGGGGUGAAUUUGACAGAGUUUGAACAAAGCUUCGGAAUGGCUACUGAACAAGACUCAGAUGCUCAAAAGAAGCUAGCCAGGGACUUAUGGCAGGCUGUAAACUAUAGUAACGUCAUCAAAGUUAGGUCCAUGUUGGGACAGGGGGCAGACCCCAACCACCAGCUCUACUGGAGUGACAAGUGGGCGGAUAAGCAAUCUCCAUUACACUUGGCUUGCUGGAGGGGCUACCUUGAGAUUGUGAAGACACUGGUUACUCAUGGAGCUCGUACUGAUAAAGGUGGUGGGAGUGAAAACAUGACUCCACUUCACUGGGCAUGCUGGGGAGGUCAUAAAGAGGUGGUGCAGUACUUGAAGGAGGUCGGGUGCAGCACUGAUGUGAGGGACAGGCGGGGCCUAACACCACUGCACAGGGCUUGUGUGGGAGGAAAUAUACAACUAGUGAAAUACCUAGUUGAGGAACUAAAGUGUGAUGUUGAUGUAACUAAUAAUGAUGGCAGGACUCCUCUUGACUGGGCAGUACAGUAUGGUCAGACUGAAGUUGCUGACUAUCUCAAGUCUGUAGUCUCCACUCCUGAACCAAAUACUCCAAAUGGUUCCGAACAACUUCCUUCAACUUCUUCCAAGGAUGAUCCUAACCUAACCUCAUCAAUCGAUAUUCAAAACCAAACCUAUUUGAAGAAACUGGACGAGCUGAUGACUGACGAAAGUGGUACCAUUGAGCUACACUAUCUCAAGAUGCACUUCAUUGGUCCCUCGGGUCUUGGCAAAACGACCACUCGACAGCGGCUUGUUGGAUCCAUCACUAACCUGUCUGAGCUGCCCGAAAAUCAAAGGAAACGUUGCAGUACAUUACUAGCCGAGUGUGAACAAGUAUUGGCCUUUGUGGACAAAUCUGGAACAAAGCUUGAAUUCAAAGCAUCUUCAAGUCUAGAGGAAGAAACACAGUUUAUCUUCUCUUAUCUUAUGUCCUGUGAAUCUAUUGAAGACAGCACUGUCAGUCCACCGAAGGAACAGCCCACGCAAGAAACAACUGACCCCAAGAAGCAAACUCAACUCAAGAUCGAUGAAGCACCCAAAGGGCCAACACCAGAACCACCGGAAAAGGUCGUGAAAGUGACGGCUGUAGAUGUUGGAAAGGUUGUCUCGAGACUCCGGAGUAUUGUGGGUUCAGGAGAGUACACUAAAGAGCUGCUGAACAAAGUCCUACUCAAUCUGGUCGAUAUAGGUGGGCAGCCUGGAUUCGUGGAGAUGUUUCCAUUUCUAAGCAAAGGCGCAGGGAUUUUCCUGGUAUUCUUUCGACUGGACAAAGACCUCGAUGACAUGUGUCAAGUCUCCUACGAACGAGGAGAGGACAAGAUCACACCGUAUGAUUCAACUUACACAAGCAGAGAAACACUCUCUCAAAUCCUCUCAGCUAUCAGCCACCAUACCAAGAUUGACUCGGAUAUUGACAGAGAGCAGUGUAGUAAACUGGGCAAUCUAGGCUCUGCUAAGCCUGUUGCUACCCUCAUAGGUACUUUCAAGGAUGAACUGACAAUGCAAAUCAAAGUUGAUCUUCUGUACGAGAAAUGUUGUCACUCAGCUAUCUACAAGAGCGAUAGUACCACUGCUAGCAAAAGCGAUAGCGAUGGCACCACUGCGAGCAAGAGCGAUAGCACCACUGCCAGCAAGAGCGAUAGUAUCACUGCCAGCGAGAGCGAUAGCACUACUGCCAGCAAGAGCGAUAGUACGACUGCCAGCGAGAGCGAUAGCACCACUGCCACCAAGAGCGAUGGCGAUGGCACCACUGCCAGCAUGAGCGAUGGCACCACUGCCAGCGAGAGCGAUGGCACCACUGCCAGCAAGAGCAAUGGCACCACUGCCAGCGAGAGCCAAAAAGAACACGAACAAAAGAAAGCAAUUCGGAACAUUUUGACUCAACAGAAGAGUGAUGAGCAUGCUAACAUCAAUGCAGAAGACAUCGCUGCCAUUGAGCAAACAGUCAGCCAACACCUCAACUCAGACACUUUCAAGAAAGAUAUCCAAGACCAUUUAGAGCAAAAGCUGAGAGAGAAAAACGAAGCCGUGACCAAGAUUACCAGCAAGUUUGAGGAUUUACUUUCUCACCCAAAAGACAAGAAGUUCAUAGCAGUGGACAACUACGAAGGCACUGAUUCUGAUAUGGAACCUCUUCGUGAACAUCUUCAUGGCUUAUUGCGUAGCUAUUUCAAAGAUGCCAAGCUUCGAAUUCGCCCACAACAGCUUUUGUUUGGAGUUGUACUGAGAAAAGAGUUUGACAUUGUGUCUAUGGAAGAAUGCAUUCGUAUCGGGACGGAGGGGUUGAAGAUGAGAGAGAAGGAGGUUCGAUUCACCGUUUGGUACCUGGAUCGGUACGUUGGAGCUUUGAUUUAUCAUCCAGAGAUCAAGGACAAAGAUGGUUGGUUUGGGAACUUUGUCAUUUGCAACCCCCAAGUGGUAUUCAAGAGCCUCAGUGUUCUCGUUGUCAAUCCGCUGCUGGAGCUCCAUUCUGAAGACAGCCGUAUUCAGUUUAAUGAUGCUGAGAGAAGGAAUUGGAUACUCAAGGGACAAUUCUCACUGAAAACAAUCACUCGAUGCCAUUCCGAUGUAAACCCGGGUGUGAAGAAAGACCAGUUGAUUCCUGUUGAGAAGCUGCUCAUACUACUCGAGCAUUCCCACCUCUUGGCCAAGAUCACAACAGUGAAGGAGGACCAUACCACAAAAGAGGUUGAAACGACGUAUUUCAUCCCCGCUAUUCUCAAGUGUGCAUCUCGCGAGGAACUAACGAAACCACCCCCCACUGGCAUUGAUACACCCUCUCCAAUCAAGAUCACAUUCAAACCUCAAUACGUUCCCAUUGGAGUUUUCUGUGCCAUGAUCAGUGAAUUGGUCUCAAGGGGGAGUAAAGGCAAAGGCAUUCUGGGCAUGACUUGGAAACUUGCCACUGAUACCUCAGUAAAGAGAAACCUCGUCUCCUUUCACAUUGACGAAUCUGCCAAGCAUUUUGUUACCUUGAUUGCACAUGUCGAUAGCUACGAGAUACGGAUUAUUCGACAGAAUCGAAAGUACACGAUGCACGACCUUUGUUCCUACGUCCUCUCAACCCUCCUGUUGGUGAUGAAGGACAUUAGUCCACUACUCACUCCGAUUAUUGCCUUCGACUGCUACUGUGGCAAACACGGAGAUGCCACGAAACUGUGUGUCCUCACACCUGGAGUGUAUCCCUGCUUUAACUGCACCAGUGAAGUCUCUCUGAGUCCUCACCAAGAAUGCUGGUUUGCAAAAGAAGUCAGUCUGGGAAAGGAUGCUUUUCUCAAGGCUCUGCCCUUUGCCACGAAGCGAACGUUGAAGGAUAAGAACCUCACCUUCGAGUGGAGCAAGAAAGAUCCUGAAAUUGAUGAGGAUGAACACAAAUUGGAAUUCAAGGCGGCCUCGUUAAAGGAUCACUUUAAAGGCUUUAUCAGUUGUGAGAUCUCCAAGAACCAGAAGCCUUUCUUGACCGUGUACCACUGCCUCAAAGAGAGUGUUGAGGACACCUCCAGCUCUGAAACUGAUCAGCUGUUUGCAGAUGUAAAGGAAGGGAUCAAAGAGAUACGCUCUGACUGGUACAGCCUGGCCAUAGAACUGGACAUUGACUAUGCAACUAGGAAGAGUCUUGAGAAGGACUAUCGCUGGGUUGAGCCGUGCUUUGAGGCCAUGCUGACACACUGGGUGAAGCGCUCUUCUCCUCCCCCCUCCUGGUCUUCCCUUGUUAGAGCACUAGAGUCUCCCGCUAUUGCUCGUGGGGACAUUGCAACAACCAUUAAGACAAAAGCUACCAGCGACAUCUCUCCUGAUAUUUGUCCUCUCACUGACUGUGAGGGACUGAGUGUGGAUCAUCAUUUGAGGGUAGUGAGGACUGCUGCCUGGGAGGUGAGGGGGACAUGGCGUCCUCUGGGAGAGCAGUUGGGUGUCAAUGAGGGGACACUAGAUGCCAUCAAGAGGGACUGUCCGAAUGAGUGUGAUGACUGUUUCACUAAACUACUGGAGCAAUGGUUGACAGGAUCCACCCCCGCCCCCACACUAGGAGCACUCAUCCAUGCACUCAAGUCUCCUGUCAUUAGUCGUGGAGACAUUGCCCAACAGAUGGAGUCUAAACUAACCAAGCUAGCUUCACAGUAACAGCUCCACUGACUCCAUAUCAUGAUAGUGACUCGUACAUCUUUUAUUGAUCAGAAACAACUAAUUAAUUUUUAUGCUUUGUUUUGCUGGUUCCCACUCUUGCUAAGAUUUGUGCAUAAUAAUAAUAAUGCAGUGCA